UUAAGUCCAAAGGACUUCAGAAUUUACAAUGAUAUUUUGCUAUUGUUCCCAAUGUGAAAUUCGUUUUUUUGAUUCGUCGCAAUAGAAUCGAAAACUUAUCUGUUUUAAAUUGUUAAUUGAAUAAUGAUAUAAAUAGUAAUACUUGCUAUUUGGUAUAGUUAUUAUAGUUGAUAAGAACAAUCGUCAAUUGUAAUCUAGUCAUACGCACUCCUCGUUCUUUGUCUUUGGGAAUAUUGUACCAUGGUUUUCAUUGGUGAAUUUAUUGUGUCGACCGAGCGUUCUGACAAAAGGCUUAUUGGCAUGAAGAAAUAUGUGAUAAAUAUUUUCAGAGAGUGUGUAAAGUCAGUGUUGCCUAGAAAUAUUAUUAAAAAUACAUUAAAAUUUGAUUCAAAAACAUUGUAUGUAAAGGACACUAAGUUUUUUGUACCAAAAAACAUUUAUGUUGUUGGUUUUGGAAAAGCGGUUUUGGAAAUGGCAUUAGAAGUCGAAAAAGUAUUGAAUGGCACCCUGAAGAAGGCUGUAGUAAGUGUUCCGUUUGGUACCCGACGACAUAUAAACCAUUCGCAAGUAUGUAUUAUGGAAGCUGCUCAUAAUAACAUACCCGAUCAACAUUCAGUGGAAAACACAAAUUGCAUUAUAAAUACAAUAAAGAGUAUGGAGGAUGAUGAUAUAUUGAUUGUAUUAAUAUCUGGAGGAGGUUCAGCUUUGCUGUGUUCGCCAACUGUCCCUCUUUCUGACAAAAUUAUAACGACCAAAUUGUUGUCAUCGCAUAGUGCUACUAUUGAACAGUUGAACACUGUGAGAAAAGCACUAUCUCAUGUAAAAGGAGGGAAAUUAAUCAAUUUGGUUAAAAAAUCAACUGUAAUUUCUCUAAUUCUAUCGGAUAUUGUUGGUGACCCUUUAAGUGCAAUCGCCAGUGGACCUACAAUACCUAACAACGACUCACAUGAUCUACCAAUUGAGAUCAUCAAGCAUUUUAAUUUAUUGGAUAAAAUACCAUCGACUGUAUUAAAUGCUCUUGAACAAAAUAAACCUUUUAACUGUCUUAAUGUUGAAAGAGUCCAUAACUAUGUCAUAGGCAACAAUUCAGUUGCUUUACAAACAGGCAUAGAGUAUACCCAAAAAGACUAUACAUCUGUAUUAUUAACAAAAUCUCUUCAAGGAAAAGUAGCUCUGGUAUCAAAGUUUUAUUCUAAUCUUAUAAUAUUUGUCUGUCAUGUGUAUUUGGAUCCUAAAAAUAUUAACGAGGCAUUAAAAAAUGAAUUGAUAUUAAAUAUCAGCAAAGUGGAUAAAGAAAUAGAUAUUGAUAUGUUGACUCGUAAAGUUAUCGAAGCAUCAUCAAAUAAAAGUGGCCUAUGUAUAUUAAGUGGUGGUGAGCCUACGGUCAAGGUUCAAGGUAUUGGUUUGGGAGGAAGAAAUCAAGAAUUAGCAUUGAGAAUAUCUGUAAAUAUAGAACGACAUAGUGCCUUUUUGAAACAAUUUGAUAUUUUAUUCUUCAGUGGUGGUACAGAUGGCAUUGAUGGACCAACAGAUGCUUGUGGUGCAUUUGCUUAUCCAGGACUUGUGGAUACUGCUCGGUUCCAAGGCUUGAACCCUUCACAGUUUAUUGAGAAUAAUGACAGUUAUGGAUUUUAUUCAUUAUACAAUGAGGGUGAAGAUCUAUUUAAAAUUGGACAUACUGGUACAAACGUUAUGGAUUUACAUGUCUUAAUAAUCAAGCCAAAUUGAAAAUUCUGUAAAAAUAAUUUGCCUUAAAUUAUAAAAAUGUAAAGUUUAUUUAUACUUA
Molecule: messenger RNA, 1786 nt
Organism: Sipha flava (yellow sugarcane aphid)
Lineage: Eukaryota; Metazoa; Arthropoda; Insecta; Hemiptera; Aphididae
Product: glycerate kinase
Exons: 3
Coding region: 241-1728 (495 amino acids)
Biological process (GO): mitochondrial proton-transporting ATP synthase complex assembly; protein phosphorylation; mitochondrial protein processing
Cellular component (GO): cytoplasm; extrinsic component of mitochondrial inner membrane
Molecular function (GO): metalloendopeptidase activity; glycerate kinase activity
Source: RefSeq, a predicted model, not a curated record